AGGAUGGGAGGAGACAGGCGCAAAGCUAAAAAAAGGUUAGAUAAAUAUUAUUAUUUGGCAAAGGAGCAAGGAUACCGCGCUCGUUCAGCCUUUAAGUUAAUUCAACUGAAUCAAAAGUUUAACUUUUUGGAAAAGUCGCGUGUGAUUGUCGAUCUUUGUGCUGCUCCAGGCGGAUGGCUCCAAGUUGCUCGAAAGUUUGCUCCCAUUUCAAGUAUUAUUAUAGGUGUUGAUCGUGUUCCCAUCAAGCCCAUCCACAAUUGUUUGACGUUGCAAGAAGAUAUUACAGAAGAGAGUUGCCGACAAGCUUUAAAGAGAGAGCUGAAGCACUGGAAAGCUGACUGCGUACUUCAUGAUGGUUCUCCGAACGUUGGACAAACCUGGAUUCAGGACGCUUUUGAUCAAGCUGAUUUGACUUUAAAGGCCUUAAAGCUUUCUACUGAUAUUCUGAAGCAAGGUGGAUACUUUAUUACGAAAGUUUUCCGAAGUCGCGAUUAUUUUGCCUUGAUGUGGGUUUUAAAUAAGCUUUUCUAUAAAGUUCACGCGACGAAACCGGCGGCUUCCCGUAACGUUUCAGCCGAAAUAUUUGUGGUUUGCUGCGGUUUUAAAGCACCCACCUCACUGGAUCCUCGGUUUUUGGAUAGCAAAUUCAUAUUUAAAGAAGUCGAAGGAGUGUGCAAGUCACAGGCACUUUUCACGAAUAAUAGAAGGAACUCUUCAGCAGUUGGCUACAAAGAUGAUGAAGAUUCAUUUCACGAAACUUUAUCUGUUUCUGAUUUUCUUGGCUGCACUGAUCCUCUUCUCGCACUUUCGCGGUGCGCUGAAGUUAUUUUUCAACCGGAAAUUGACGACCCUUAUGUUGGCCACAUGGCCACUACGCAGGAGAUUCGCGAGUGUUUAAAAGAUAUAAAAGUAUUGAACAAAAAGGAUUUACGAAAUGUGUUAAGGUGGAGAAAAGCACUUCUCCCACUUUUCGAAGAAAUCAAUAAGAAGGAACAAAACGUUUUGGAAGAUCAACCGAGCGAGCACGAUAACGUUGAGAUAACGGCUGAGGAAAGCGAACUUUUAGAGGCCAACGAAAAACUUAAAGAACUACAACUUUUGAAAACAAAAAAAGAGAAGGCCAAGAAAAGAAAAGAAAAUCGUCACCUGUUGAAGAGGAAAAAUAAAGAAUUGCAUGGAAUGGGUCUUCCGGCUAAUCGUUUGACUGUUGAGGAUGAGUUGUUUUCCAUGAAACUUUUGUGUGAAAAGCCCAUCAUGAGGGCGUUUCUUAAAAAUAAAGUUCCGCUACUGAAAGAAGAAAAGCAAAAGGUCCAAAAAAAUGAAGUUGAUGAUGAAGCAAAACUUCAAGCAGAAUUAAGUGAGAAUUCUGACCCUGAACUGCAUCACUACAAAAUGCAAAGAAUAAAGGAAAUGGAUGAGUAUUAUAAUAUUAUUAAGAACAAACGAAGUAAAGAGAGUAAAGUUGCCGAAAAACUAGUAAAAAUCAACAGCCAUAACAAAGCGUUGCUAGAAUAUAACAAACCUGAUAAGAGCUCCACAAUACAAAAUUUUUGCGAAGGUAAAAAGCACGUGAGUUCCUAUAGUAAUAAAAGUUCAUUGGCCGCAGAGAGUUCUACUGACGAUUCUCGUUCUAUUGAUAUGUGGUUUGCUCAGAAUGAAUUUUCAGAAAUUUUAUCGGAUUUAGAAAACGAGGAACAAGCAAAGAAGGAACUUGAAAGAAGACUCGCCAGAAAAAGUACGGUCACACCUGCUGAAACCUCAGAUUUGCCUAAAAGGUUUCAACAAAAGUUGCAUGAGAAAAGCGCGAGCUUAAAAACUCGCCUUGCCGAUGGUGAACUUGAAACCGUAAAAUUUAUUUCCGAGUGCGAUUUAGAAAGUGAAACUGACGAUUUUUCGGAUUCUAAAAAUAAGAACUCAGUGAAACUGGACGCACAGGGACUUGCUUUGGGCUCCCUUCUUAUUUCUAAAAAGCGAAAAGCCAGAUUAGAGGACAAUUCUUAUCACCGCUUUGCUUUUCAAGACGGGCCUUUGCCUGAUUGGUUUCUCGAUGACCAACAAAAACACUAUAAGAAAUAUAUCCAUGUGCCAAGCGACGUCCUGCAAUUUUAUAGUAAGCGAUUAAAAGAAAUUAACUCUCGGCCAAUUAAAAAAGUUCAGGAGGCCAAAGCGAGGAAGAAGUUGAAGGCUUCGAGGAAACUGGAGGGCAUGAAAAGGAAGGCUGAGUCUAUUAUUGACAAUCCUAACAUGAGCGACGCAUUUAAGAGGAGAACAAUUGAAAAACUUCACUACUCUCGAAAGACCCGUAGUAAACCUAGAAACGUCCAAUACGUUGUCGCUUCCAAGUCGGGGGCUCGAAGGAAAAGCCAAAGAUCCCACAGCGUAAAGGGCCCAUAUAAACUUGUUGAUCCUAGAAUGAAGAAAGAUAAGGAAGGACUGAAAAGAGCCUUGGAACGAAAAAAGUUAAGGAUUAAAAAAAGAAAAUCAAAAAAAUAA
Messenger RNA from Zophobas morio, 2493 nucleotides. RefSeq names its product pre-rRNA 2'-O-ribose RNA methyltransferase FTSJ3-like. The transcript has 25 exons. The record is from RefSeq and is a predicted model, not a curated record. Gene Ontology annotation, molecular function: rRNA (uridine-2'-O-ribose)-methyltransferase activity; rRNA (guanine) methyltransferase activity. Gene Ontology annotation, biological process: rRNA methylation; maturation of 5.8S rRNA from tricistronic rRNA transcript (SSU-rRNA, 5.8S rRNA, LSU-rRNA); maturation of LSU-rRNA from tricistronic rRNA transcript (SSU-rRNA, 5.8S rRNA, LSU-rRNA). Bases 4 to 2493 code for a protein of 829 amino acids. Lineage: Eukaryota; Metazoa; Arthropoda; Insecta; Coleoptera; Tenebrionidae. Gene Ontology annotation, cellular component: nucleolus; preribosome, large subunit precursor; nucleus.